GAGAAAUUGAUUGGCGGAGGCUACUCUUCUCUUCUCUUCUCUCAAACAAUGACACCGUUCCUUGAGUUAAGCUGUUGCGCAACUUGGGUUUUAUUCUUACCAUUCGUUUUCUGCAAAAGUUUUGAUUUUUCAGAGUCAUUCAAGAGAUUGAAAGAAAAUAAUGGAAGAUUGUGAAAGUAGUGAAAUUGGGAACCCUAAUUGGGAAAUUGCAUUAAGAAAGUGUGAGAAUGUUUUAGCUUCAGGAACCAAAUCUAUGAAAAUUAAAGCUAUGGUUAAUCUAGCUAAAUACUCUAAACAAGCCCCUGAACAUGUAUUAUCUAGCUUCAUACCAAUUCUCAAUGAGAUUCUUGGUUAUAAGGACAUUGGAAGGGAUUCGGUUCCGGAUUUACUUCAAGAGGCUGCUGCUUAUUGCUUGAAGUGCAUUGCUUGUAGAGGUGAUGGUAGUUUGGCUAUUGAAAUGGGUCGACAUUGUGUUCCACUUACUCUGAUAAGGUUGUUGCUUUGUUCCGAGGGAAUGAUGCAGAAAUCUCUGACAAAAUGUUUAAUGGUUGUUGUUAGUUUUUGUAGUACAAGUAGGGCAGUUGUUGGAGCUAAUGAGGGUUUAUUAAUUAUAAUCACUUUGUUGAUUACUGGUGGCAAUGAUGUUAGAUUGUAUUUGUUAGAGAUUUUGAGUGCAUUGACGCUUCUGAGGGAAGUUAGGAAGGAACUUACUAGAAUAGGAGCUCUUGGUUUUCUUGUGGAAGCUGCUAGUGUUGGCAGCAUGAUUUCUAGGGAAAGGGCAUGUCAAUCAAUUGGAUUGAUUGGAGUUACGAAACAAACUAGGCGUACACUUGUUGAAUUGGGAGUCAUACCCGUGCUUGUGGAGUUGUUUCGCGUAGGAGAUAAAACUAUGAAACUUGUUGCCGGUAAUAGUCUUGGUGUGGUAGCUCGUCUUGAUUACAUUAAACUAGUUGCUCAAGCCGGGGCUAUACCUCUUUAUGCCGAGCUUCUUAAAGGACCCGAUGUUUCUGGUAAGGAGAUAGCUAAGAAUAUGUUUUGUAUAUUGGCUCUUGAAGAGGCGAAUGCCGUUGAAAUUGUUGGUCACUUGGUUAGAAUUCUUAGAGAAGAUGAUGAUGAAGCUAAAACAACAGCUGCUGAUGUGAUUUGGGAUCUGUCUGCAAACAGCAACACAAUUUCUGUGAUUCAUGAUUCAGGUGUCACUAUCCUUGUCGAGCUUCUGCUCCAUGGGAGUGAGGAAGCAAAGCUACAUGUUUCUGGGGUAUUUUCUCAGCUGAGCUAUAGUGAAAGCGGUAGAAUGGCCCUUGCUGAUGCUGGUGCAAUUCCAAUUCUCAUUGACUUGCUACAUGAUGAGACUGAGGAACUAAGUGAUAAUGUUGUCGAGUUUCUUUCUAAUUUUCAUGAAGAUCCAUUACACCGUGAUGGAUUAUCUGAUCUUGUUAAUAGUCCUUCGUUUAGAAAUAUGCAGAAUAGACUAUUUAGUAAUCGUACAACGGAUGGGUAUAUGCGUGGGCAUCUGCCUAGAGCUUUACAUUCAAUGAGUGUUGAGGAAUUCAUCUUGAACCGGGAUCAGGUUUAAUCGUCUUACAGGUAUAUAUGUUUUGAUAUCAAUGGUAUUGCAAAAUUUCAAUUCACCAUCCAGCAAAGUGAAAAGAGUUCAUAUAGUCAACCAUUCAAGUAUGCACCUCUGUUCUGUUCCUGUUAUUUAUGCUAAAUUUAAUAUAUCUUGUAUAAAUUUGGAAAGCUGUGCAAUAAGAAUUUAGAGGCUAGCCAUUAAUCUUUUCAGGUAGCAAUGUUGAUAUAUCUAACCACCAUAUAGGACAAGAUAGAUAUUUGAAAGUUUGAUUCCUGGCAGAACAAUUUUUUAUGAGAUUUUACUUACUUUUCAGUCAAAUUCUAAUAGAAACCGAAGGAUUAAUAGAAAAUAAAAAUAAAUUUGGAUUGGGCAAA
Molecule: messenger RNA, 1947 nt
Organism: Trifolium pratense (red clover)
Lineage: Eukaryota; Viridiplantae; Streptophyta; Magnoliopsida; Fabales; Fabaceae
Exons: 3
Coding region: 161-1576 (471 amino acids)
Molecular function (GO): protein binding
Source: RefSeq, a predicted model, not a curated record